Pocillopora verrucosa is the source of this 2676-nucleotide messenger RNA. NCBI's taxonomy places the organism in Eukaryota, Metazoa, Cnidaria, Anthozoa, Scleractinia, Pocilloporidae. The record is from RefSeq and is a predicted model, not a curated record.
UCAAGGUGGAAAUGGCCCUGAAGGUUGAAAAUUACAACUACACUAAAGAGCUGGAGAAUAAGUCAUCGCUACAAUACAAGUUAAUCGAGAAAAACUUUACCAAUGAGAUGGACUUCGUUUACAGAGAUACUCCAGGAUACAUAAGAACAGAGGUUUUGAAAAUGACGAAAGGAAGUGUGGUAGUAGAUUUCAACAUUAUUAUCCAAAUUGUGACAACCGAUCCCAAAAACGAAACAACCAUUGCAGAUAAAAAGGCCUUCGUCGUUCAAACAACGAGUAAAGAAGCCGAAGAUGGUUUUGUAAAGCAGCUAAAAGUGUCCAAGGUUAUUCCAAAGACCGAACCUCCAGAACCUAAUAGUGUGGAGAUCUUCGAUAUGAAAUCAGAUGAGCUGAGUGUUCGAUGGAAACUGUCGGAAGAUGCUGAAACUUUCGACGCACGCACUUACUCGGUGCAAUACAGAGCAUAUGGUGAAGAGACCUACAGCGAGCAUACUCAAACAGCAACCACUGAAACUACAAACUACCCUUACAGGAUUAAGUCUCUCGAACCUGAGACUAUUUACUUGAUACGGGUCGGUGCUGCUAACCCGUAUGGACCCAAUUUCAACGAGGAAACCGGCCAUGAAACCGAACCCGCACCUUUUGCUUGGUGGAUUAUUUUCUUGGCCGUGUUAGGUGUCCUCUUGAUUCUUGGCAUACUCAUCGGCAUUAUUAUCUACAGACGCAGGAGAGCGCGGGACAGAAGAGAGCAAACAGAGGCUCGGUUUCAAGCUCUUGAAAACCAAACCGGGUCUCAUAAGGGCGAAGUAGCAGCUUACCAUGGGGAGAAUGUUAAAGGAUUGUCAUACUCGUUUAAAAACACUGCUUACAAGCCGGGUGAGAUGAACUGGGAAGAGUUUCCGCACGAGAAUAUCAAACUGUUGGAUGAACUAGGUUCGGGAGCAUUCGGCAUCGUUUUUAAAGGAGAGCUGCAACAAGAGAACGGGAAUAUCAUUCCUUGCGCAGUAAAAACCUUAAAACCAUCUGCCACAAAGGUGGAAAGGAAAGACUUGUACAAUGAGUUGGAAAUCAUGGCCAACGUAGGACACCAUCCGAACCUUGUGAAUUUGAUUGGAGCAUGCACACAAGAUGACCUCCUACUCGUUAUAAUAGAGCUAGCAGAAAACGGCUGCCUGUUAGAUUUCUUAAAACAGUCCCGACAACAAGAUGGAAAUAACACUACAAGCGGCUUAACAGAACAUAUGAAAACAUCGAUAGCCGUCGAUGUAGCGCGAGGAAUGGCACAUUUAGCACGCUGUAGGUGUAUCCACCGAGAUCUCGCAGCAAGGAAUGUUUUACUGGGGAAGGACUACGUUGCUAAGGUUUCCGAUUAUGGUAUGGCACGUGAUGUUUAUGAACAGCUGAUGUACAAGAAAGAAACUCAGGGUAAACUUCCGGUUAAAUGGAUGGCUGUCGAGUCCUUGGAGACAUACACUUUCACGAUGGAAUCUGACGUGUGGGCUUAUGGAGUACUGCUUUGGGAAAUAGAAUCAGGAGGGUUGAAACCUUAUGCUGGCCUUAGUACUGCGGAGCUGAUAGAAAACCUAAAGAACGGAUACAGAAUGGAAAAGCCUAACGGAUGCUCAGACGAAAUGUACCAGACCAUGAGAGAUUGUUGGAAUUCAAGUCCUAGUGCAAGACCAAAUUUUGACGAGCUUGUUGUUCGUCUUGAGAGCACAAUCACGACUUAGUUUACAUUAUAUUUCAUUAUCAGCGACAACAGCAACAACAACAAAGAAAAAACUACAACAACUAAACAGGGAAUUUUUACAGGAAAUAGUAAGGUUUAAAUAAUUAAAAAAUUACGUUAGGACUAUCAAGGAAGACGAUUUAGGCUGAAACACCAUAUUUGUUCACCGAGAGGCUAUGCAAAGUAAAAUUCUCGAUGGAAAUUCUUAAUGGUGUUACCUUUGGUAGAUGAUGAAAAUACCUAAACUGAGUAAGUUUAACUUGAUCGCCUCUCGUUAGAAAUUAGAAUCGACAUCGUGGUUGUUCAUAGCCGUUUUUUUUUAAUAGUAAGACUUUUGUUACCGUUUCCCUACACGUGUCAAAUGGUAUCAAAAUUGUAACAGAGACAAAAUUGCUGCUUUGCGAAGACAGCGCGAACUUAGAGGGACUCUCCUAAUUUACUAUGAUGUUCGUUUACUAUAAUGUUAAAGGAAAUGAUAUUUAACUGCUUUGAUUUUUCUUUAUUAAUACUAUAAUCGCUUAGAAAAGGUGAAGCAACUGAAAAAAAGCAAUAGAUAAACUUCAAAUUACAACUGAAAAUCAGUUCGUUAGGGCAUCGCACAUAAUGCUUAUUGUUCUUGGCAUAUUUCUUAUAAGGGAGGAGUGGGAGGAAUAUUAAACCGAGUUAGCCGAGCAGUGAUACGAUUUGGAAAUACAGUGGAACCCACUAACUUCUUAUGGAAACAAAAAAUGUUUCGAGUUAACUGAAGUUCGAGUCAAUGGGGUUCCGCCAUCUUUACUCUUGCAUAAGCUUUUAUUUGGUUCCAGUAAAUCUGCUGUUGAUUGCUAUAUUAGCAGAAAGUUCACGACAGCAGAUCUGUGAGGUGUAAAUUACAUUGAUAAUAAUAAGAAGCUUAUUUCAUAUAUGUAAGGUAACACCUAAUAAAUUCUGGUACCUUUUGAAUUGAA